Messenger RNA from Amaranthus tricolor (Joseph's coat), 3954 nucleotides. RefSeq names its product BTB/POZ domain-containing protein At1g03010-like. The transcript is spliced from 4 exons. Gene Ontology annotation, molecular function: protein binding. Lineage: Eukaryota; Viridiplantae; Streptophyta; Magnoliopsida; Caryophyllales; Amaranthaceae. The record is from RefSeq and is a predicted model, not a curated record. The coding region runs from base 1459 to 3267 and encodes 602 amino acids.
AUUUAAAAUUUAAAUAUGUAAUUAUAAACAUAUUAAAUUUAAUUUGAGCAAAGUGUUUGAAUUAUAACUCUCCGCAUUUUUUAACUUUUUAUUUUUUUUCUAUUAAACUUUUUUUGAUUCCAAGAUAAGGCAAACCCCCUACCGUCAAAGAAGGGCAUGAGAAAGGGGAAGGGAAUUGAUCUUCUGAUGGUGAGAAUAGAAUCUCUAUUACAAACAUGGAUGGAAAAGUAGUGGCGAAUCUAGAACAAACUCAAAUGAUGUCGAUAAUAUUAAAAAGUAUGUUUAAUAAGGGUUAAACCUAGGUCAAUAUUGUCACAUGUCAAAACUUAACCAACACAUAAAGUAGUAUUUAUAGGUAUAUAGUCGUAUACAUAAGUUGCAUAUUGUCAGUUAAUAGCUUUAACUGGGCAUAGAUCUGCCCCUAAGAAAAAGCCGUCAACCACUAAAAGAACGCAUAAUUCUCGUGUUGUUCAUAGUUCAUACCUACAUACCUACAAAUUAAUGUAGGCUAAAGGCAAAUGACAGAAUUAUUACUCUAAGAAUGUGAUUGAACAACUAAGAUGAACCUUGACCAUAGCCCUUAUGUUACUGAAAAUGACUGCAUCAUAAGGACUGGGCCUAAUCUGUCUAUCUACCAACCUGCAUCAGCUAUCUAACACACAUUCCAUUAUUAGAUCCUUCAUCAAUAAUAUUUUUGUCUACAUUAGUUGUUACCUGUUAGCCUCCUUUUCAAGUAGGAACCCAUACAGUACGGAUGGAUUUCUAUGCAGUUUUGUAAAGAAAUUCGUUAUCUUGUGUUAGAAUAUAUUGCAUAUCUCAGGGCUUCAACCAUCAACUUAAGCUUUUGGUUGAGUUGGUUCUUUGACAUGGUAUCAGAAGUCAACGUGACAAGAGGUCACAGGCCACCCCUCAUUUAAAGUGGAAUGAAUAUUUAGCGUCAGGUAUGAGAAGGGUUUGUGCUGCAUCUACACUUCUAGCCCAACGGGCUUUCAUGUGAGAAGGCGUGUUAGAGUAUAUUAAAAAUCCUGGGCCUCAACCACCAACUUAAGCUUUUGGCUGAGUUGGUUCCGUGACAUCUUGUAUUUGUCUACUUACUAAAUCAGCUACAUAUCAAGAUGAAACUUCAGCCUCAUGUUAGCUAACCUUGUUUUUCAAGACCCCACACAAAAUAUUCUACCCAUAAGUUAAGUUUUUUUCCCCUUUGAACUGUUUGUCUAUGUCACAUCACAGUCUGAAAUCAUAGUGUUCGAUGUUUCAUUUGGCCGACUACUUGCCCUCAUCAGCAUGUUCAACUAUCAGCUAUCAGCUAUUUGCUAAACACCUCACUUUUUAGUGUUUAAUGCUUCAUGGGGCCGACUAGUUCAGAAAAUCGAUAUAUGGUUUUCUGUGUGGUUUUGAGAAAUGCAUCAGUAAACGAAAGCAUAGAGGUUGGUAAACAGCUAAAAUUUGUGAGAGAAUAUGCCAAUAUCUGAUGUAUCUAGUGAUCUAACCAUUGAUGUGGGUGCUUCUAGCUUUGCACUUCAUAAAUUUCCUCUUGUGUCUCGAAGUGGAAGAAUCCGAAGACAUUUAUUAGAGGCUAAGGAUUCGAAAGUGUCAAGGAUUAGUCUACCUUUGGUACCAGGUGGUUCCGAAGCAUUUGAGCUAGCAGCCAAGUUUUGCUACGGGAUCAAUGUCGAGAUCACUCUAUCGAAUGUAGCUAUGCUUCGAUGUGCUGCACAUUUCCUCGAAAUGACAGAUGAGUAUGCAGACAAAAGCCUUGAAACCAGAACCGAGGUAUACCUGAAAGACAUGGUUCUACCAAAUAUAGCAAACUCCAUAUCAGUACUACACAAAUGUGAGACACUAUUGCCUAUGGCAGAGGAUAUAAAUCUGGUUAACAGAAUAAUUACCGCCAUUGUGAAUAAUGCGUGUAAGGAACAGCUUUCUUCGGGGUUAUUGAAACUCGAACAUAAUUACCCCACGAAAGGAUUGUCGAAUUUGGAGCCCGAAACACCUGCAGAUUGGUGGGGAAAAUCACUAUCAGUUUUGAAUCUCGAUUUCUUCCAAAGGGUUUUAUCAGCAAUGAAAUUGAAGGGACUUAAACAAGAUCUGAUUAGCAAGAUCUUGAUAAAUUAUGCUCAAAAUUCUCUACAAGGUAUAGUUAUAAGAGACCCACAACUUGUUAAAGGUAACUAUUUGGAUUUAGAACUUCAAAAGAAACAAAGGGUAUUAGUUGAAACAAUGGUGAGCUUGUUACCUACACAAUCUAGGAAAAGUUCGGUUCCUAUGGCGUUCCUUUCAAGCUUGCUCAAAGGCGCAAUUGCGCACACGGCUUCUACUUCUUGUCGGACUGAUUUAGAGCGAAGGAUCGGAUUGCAAUUAGACCAAGCAAUCUUGGAAGACAUACUUAUUCCUGCUAGUUCACAUGGGAAUAAUCAUAGCCCGAUGUACGAUACUGAUUCGGUGUUGAGGAUAUUCUCGAUUUUUUUGAAUUUAGAUGAGGAUGACGAUGAUGAUAAUCAUUUGCGCAAUGAUGAUGAUAUGAUGUAUAAUUUUGAUAGCCCGGGUUCUCCUAAGCAAAGCUCAAUUAUAAAAGUAUCCAAAUUGUUAGACAAUUAUCUUGCCGAAGUUGCUUUGGAUUCAAACUUAACACCUUCCAAGUUUAUAGCUCUUGCCGAGUUGUUGCCUGAUCAUGCUCGCGUUGUCACUGAUGGCCUAUAUAGAGCGGUGGAUAUCUUCCUCAAGGUUCAUCCAAACAUCAAGGACUCGGAGAGAUACCGGCUAUGCAAAACCAUCGAUAGUCAGAAGCUUUCCCAAGAAGCAUGCAGUCAUGCAGCACAAAACGAAAGACUCCCAGUACAAAUGGCAGUCCAAGUACUCUACUUCGAACAAAUCAGGCUUAGAAAUGCAAUGAAUGGAGGACACAACCAAUUCUUCUUUGGCUCACUUAAUGGGCAUCAAUUCCCGCAAAGAUCAAGUAGCGGAGCAGGUAGUGGAGCCAUAUCGCCUAGGGACAACUACGCAUCAGUAAGAAGAGAAAACCGCGAGCUCAAAUUAGAAGUCGCUAGAAUGAGAAUGAGACUAACCGACUUAGAAAAAGAUCAUGUUUCGAUGAAACAAGAGUUGGUAAGAACACAUCCUGCUAAUAAGUUGUUUAAGUCAUUUACGAAGAAACUUAGCAAGCUUAACGCCCUUUUUCGGAUAAAUAGUGUCAAGCCUUUGAUGUCGAAGGCCAAUUCUGAAUCGCGGUUCUUCUUUCAGAAGCGAAGAUGCCAUUCUGUAGGAUGAAAUUGUUACUUAUAAUGUGAAUAUUAUUGCAUGUGAGUGUAUAGUAUACUUGAUUAGAGUGUUGAUUUUAAUCUAGAUAGUUCAGGUUUACAAUUUUCUUAUGUGUUUUUUGUUCUGAAUUUGGUUUUUCUUGUGUGGUUUUGCUGAAAGUACUCUUGUUUGAACAGCAUUAGCCUCAGUUAAGAAGCCUUUGUAACCAGUUUCCGUAUUACAUACUUGUCAAAAUUUGUUUUAUGAACUAUCAACAGUUUCAUUAUAAAUAGAUAAAAACAAUUGCAUGUUUUAUACUGAGGUGUUAACUCGGGUCAUUAGGUCAAUUUCGGGUCACAUGUUUUAGGUCGGUUCAAAAUCGGAUUUUGUGUCCAUAUUGAUUUUUACAUAAUUUUAAAUUCAUUUUGAAAUCGGGUCAAGUCGGGUUCGUUUACAAGGUCGGAUAAAUAUCAGGUCAUCGGGUAUGUUUUGAACACCUCGUCAUUCAGUCGGAAACAACCUUGUUAGUGUUAUUAGUAACAAGGCCACAAUGGUAAGGUUGCGUCUUGCGUUACAUCCGACCCUUCAAAUUCUGUCUUAGGUAGAAGCUACUUAAUGACAUUGAGAUAAUAAAAUGUUUUUAUGAUUGAUUUUUUGAAAUAAAGGUUUACUGAUUACCUUUAAGAUUGUGGACAAAAAGUUAACCCUAUACUUGAA